Molecule: messenger RNA, 1205 nt
Organism: Emiliania huxleyi CCMP1516
Lineage: Eukaryota; Haptophyta; Isochrysidales; Noelaerhabdaceae
Gene: LIG
Product: putative DNA ligase
Exons: 6
Coding region: 1-981 (326 amino acids)
Biological process (GO): lagging strand elongation; DNA biosynthetic process; DNA recombination
Cellular component (GO): nucleus; mitochondrion
Molecular function (GO): ATP binding; DNA ligase (ATP) activity
Source: RefSeq, a predicted model, not a curated record
AUGCUGCCGGACGGGACUGUCAAGGUCUUCUCUCGCAACUCGGAGGACAUGACUUCGAAGUACCCCGACCUGGCCGCCGUGGUGCCGCGCGCCACCGCCGACGGCGUCUCCUCCUUCAUCAUCGACGCCGAGGCGGUGGCCGUCGAUCGCGAGACGGGAGAGAUCCGUCCCUUCCAGGUCCUCUCCACGCGGAAGCGCAAGGACGCGUCCGUCGACAACAUCACCGUGCAAGUCUGCCUCUUCGCCUUCGACCUGCUCUACCUGAACGGCGAGCCUCUGCUGCGCAAGCCGCUCGCCGAGCGGCGCGACGCGCUCAAGGCCGACCCGACGGACGAGGACGCGAUUGCUGACUGGCUGCAGCAGGCCAUCAAGGGCAACUGCGAGGGGCUGAUGGUCAAGACGCUGCAGAGUGACGCCACGUACGAGCCGUCCAAGCGCUCCCUCUCGUGGCUCAAGGUGAAGAAGGACUACCUGCAGGGCAUGACCGACUCGUGCGACCUCGUGCCCAUCGGCGCGUACCACGGCAAGGGCAAGCGGACCGGCGUGUUCGGCGCCUACCUGCUCGCCUGCUACAACGAGGAGGAGGAGGAGUACCAGUCCGUCUGCAAGAUCGGCACGGGCUUCUCCGACGCCGCCCUCGCAGAGCUCACCGACGCCCUCCGCCCGAAGAUGAUCGACGCGCCGCCCAAGUACUACCGCACGCCCGACUGGGCAGACAACUCGAUGCCGGACGUCUGGUUCGAGCCGGCACAGGUCUGGGAGGUGCUCGCCGCGGACCUCUCCAUCUCGCCCGUCCACCAGGCGGCCGUCGGCCUCGUCGACGCCGCCAAGGGGAUCGCGCUGCGCUUCCCGCGCUUCUUGCGCGUGCGCGACGACAAGGGCCCCGAGGAUGCGACCAACGCGACGCAGAUUGCGCAGAUGUACAACGACCAGGCGUGCACCAAGGGCGCCGCCGAGCUAGAGGACGAGGACGACUACUGAGAGUUUGAGGGCAGGCUGCGCCUUGCGACAAUCUCGCGCGGAGGCCCGUCCCGCACACCCGGUGGAGAUGAACUUUAAUUGUGCACACGGGGACUCUCACUCGCACUCGUCGAUCGCCGGGGUGCGCGCGGGAGUUGCAUGUCGGGUGCGCGCUGUAUCGCCGCGCUGUACAGGGACUCAAGGCUCACCCUCUUUCAAAACAAUCGUAAGACUCUCUUUACACG